AUGGAACGAAUGAGAGGAAAACUGUAUUCACAGGAAAUAAAGCAUAAGAAUUAUGAAACAGCUGUACUGGGAAGAAACGUGACCAUCUUCUGCAAUUUGACAAGUCUGAAAAAUGUUCUGCAAGUCACCUGGCAGAAAAUUGAAGGCUCUUUGCCACAAAAUAUUGGCACUUACAGCCAUAAAUAUGGAGAACAUAUUAUCCCACCAUAUGUGAACAGGCUGCAUUGCAAGAUCCUGGAACCCAAUGCCUCCUUCAUAACCAUUCAAAAAGUGACAUUUGAAGAUGAAGCCUGCUACAAGUGUCUGUUUAAUUCCUUUCCACAUGGCAGCCAUGGAGGACAAACCUGCCUUAACGUCCUAAUUGUUCCUGAAUUAAUAACUGAACUCCAUCCUGUUCCUGGCUCUGAAGAUCUCCUUAACCUUCAUUGUUCAGGGGUGGGAAAGCCUGCUCCUGGAAUCUCCAUUUACCCUUCAGAAGCACUAGUGCUCACGCAGGAAGAGCACUUUACUAAGAACCCAAAUAGCACAGUGACCACCACUAAAAUAUACAACAUCUCUUUGAAAGCUGUUAGGUCCUUGGGCCUCCAGCACCUGGUUGUGUCCAUGACUCACCCCCUAGGAUAUGAAGAGAAGAUAGUUCCUCUGCCAGUAAAGCAAGAGGAGCUCAUGCUUCUGUCGUGUUACAUGUUUGCUAAGUCCGUUUCCUCACCAGAUUUUGUCACUGAAGGUACCGUGGAUCAUUUCAGGAUAACUGCAAUUAUAUUCAUCAUUUUAUUUCUCAUUUCAUGUAUCAUCAGUGCUUUUUUCUAUAUUUACUUUAAAAAGAAAAGGUCAGAGAACACGCCUGUCUCAUUAUCGACACUGCGGCCCGGACCAUCAUCAACAGAACCUGAGGGCCUAAUGGGCCGCCACCAUCAGCCAGGCAUAAAUGGUUUUAAAGAUAUACAACACAUAAUCAUUAUCUAUAAUUACUUCUGGACAUUUGCACAAAGAAGUCUCACUGACAUCGAAUUAGAGCUUCGUCCUGUUGAUCAACCUCUCCUUAUCCCUCCUACCCUCUACUAA
Molecule: messenger RNA, 1065 nt
Organism: Alexandromys fortis (reed vole)
Lineage: Eukaryota; Metazoa; Chordata; Mammalia; Rodentia; Cricetidae
Product: nectin-1-like
Exons: 7
Coding region: 1-1065 (354 amino acids)
Biological process (GO): regulation of immune response; negative regulation of neuroinflammatory response; negative regulation of macrophage activation
Cellular component (GO): neuronal cell body; axon; cell surface
Molecular function (GO): cell-cell adhesion mediator activity
Source: RefSeq, a predicted model, not a curated record